This is a messenger RNA of Gossypium raimondii (Peruvian cotton), 1766 nucleotides long. RefSeq names its product fructose-bisphosphate aldolase-lysine N-methyltransferase, chloroplastic. Bases 27 to 1493 code for a protein of 488 amino acids. Gene Ontology annotation, biological process: peptidyl-lysine monomethylation. NCBI's taxonomy places the organism in Eukaryota, Viridiplantae, Streptophyta, Magnoliopsida, Malvales, Malvaceae. The record is from RefSeq and is a predicted model, not a curated record. The transcript is spliced from 6 exons. Gene Ontology annotation, cellular component: chloroplast. Gene Ontology annotation, molecular function: [ribulose-bisphosphate carboxylase]-lysine N-methyltransferase activity; protein-lysine N-methyltransferase activity; protein binding.
UUAUCUCAUCCACUACAACACUCAAAAUGGCACCUUCACUUUUCACUCUCUCACCACCUUCUUCUACUUUCCCCUCUUCUUCAGCUACUCUCAAACCCUUUUCUUCUUUCUCCACUAAACCCACACUUUCCAUCCACUUUGUAAAGAGACCCAUCUCUGUUUCAGCAACUGCUGACCCUCCACCGCAGCUCCAAACCUUCUGGCAAUGGCUCCAGGACCAGGGUGUCGUCUCUGCCAAGUCUCCCGUAAGGCCUGGAAUGGUCCCUGAAGGACUAGGACUCAUUGCAAAAAAGAACAUUUCCAGGAACGAGGUUGUCUUGGAGAUUCCUAACCGGUUUUGGAUAAACCAGGAAGCAGUUGCAGCUUCUGAGAUUGGAACUGUGUGUAGUGGAUUGAAGCCUUGGGUGUCUGUAGCUUUGUUUUUGAUCAGGGAGAGGUUUAGGCAAGAUUCUAAAUGGCGGGUUUAUCUUGAUAUACUUCCAGAGUUAACAGAUUCCACUGUGUUUUGGUCAGAAGAAGAGCUAGCUGAGCUUCGAGGUACUCAAUUGUUGAGCACAACACUGGGGGUGAAAGAAUAUGUGCAGAAUGAGUUCUUGAAAGUAGAGGAAGAAAUCAUACUCCCCAACAAGCAGCUCUUUCCAGCCCCUAUAACAUCGGAUGAUUUCUUCUGGGCAUUUGGGAUUCUCAGGUCAAGAGCAUUUUCUCGCCUUCGCGGUCAAAAUCUUGUUUUAAUACCUAUUGCAGACUUGAUCAACCACAGCCCUAACAUAACUACAGAAGAUUAUGCAUGGGAGAUUAAAGGAGCUGGACUUUUCUCUAGGGAUCUCCUCUUUUCCUUGCGGUCUCCAGUUUCUGUCAAGGCUGGGGAGCAGGUUUUGAUUCAAUAUGAUCUAGACAAGAGUAAUGCUGAGUUAGCACUUGAUUAUGGAUUCAUAGAAUCAAAGUCCGAGCGCAAUGCUUACACCUUAACAUUGGAGAUAUCGGAAUCAGAUCCCUUUUUUGGAGACAAGCUCGACAUUGCUGAGACAAAUGGUUUGGGUGAGACUGCCUAUUUUGACAUAGUUUUGGGUCGUCCUCUUCCACCAGUACUCAUUCCAUAUCUACGACUGGUGGCACUUGGGGGAACAGAUGCUUUCCUCUUGGAAUCUAUUUUUAGAAACACAAUUUGGGGCCACCUUGAUUUACCAGUAAGUCGUGCCAAUGAAGAGCUCAUAUGUCAGGUUGUCCGUGAUGCCUGCAAAUCUGCUCUCUCUGGCUAUCAUACCACCAUUGAAGAGGACGAAAAGCUGAUGGAAGACGAAAAUCUUGAUUCGAGGCUGAAAAUUGCUGUAGGAAUCAGGGCAGGAGAAAAGAAGGUGCUCCAGCAAAUUGAUGAGAUAUUUAAAGGACGGGAAUCAGAAUUGGAUGAGUUGGAAUAUUACCAGGAAAGAAGGCUUAAAGAUCUUGGUCUAGUUGGAGAGCAAGGUGAAAUCAUCUUCUGGGAGACCAACUAGGCUAUGUCAAAGACUUGCAAUAUAUAUAUCAAGGUCCAUGUGUUAAAGAUCGAAGGAAAUUCCCAUCACGACUGUCCAAAUUUAAUUUGCACAACAUUUUAACAAUGCCCUUCAAUCAUGUUGUAGUUUUGCUGUAGGGAAUUUUGCUUGGUAGAUGAUUUCUGUUGCCUAGUCGCUACUCUUUUUAUCCAUCCUCAACCCGAGCUAUAUUUCUUAACAAUUUAACAAUGAACUGCAGCUAGAUAAAAUCAUAAAUGAUUUCCUGGUUAUGCA